AUGUAGGCGGGGGUCGUGAGUUAACUUGCGUACUUGUUUAUUCGUUUAUUUCAAAUUAUUAUAUAUUUGCUUUAUUUUCUUUUACCAAAUGUCUUUAAAUUUCUGUUUAACUAGGAAUUCCCCCAAGACCUCCAACUGCCUGACCCAAGAUAUGACGAGCCAGUAAAAAGGAGGAAAAAGAAAAAAACUGAUUGAGUCAGAGGACUCAAUAAUUUUAACUCAAAGGUAAAUUCUAAAGAAUACUCUCUCUCUCGUUAAUUUGUUUAAAUUGUAAGCUUAACUUGUAAACUUUUUUUAAUUUGUAUUUUUAAAAAAAAAGGAAAAUGGCAAAACAAAAGGGACAAAGCAGUUUCACACAACAGACAAAUGAAGAGGAUCCACAGCUGACAAGAUUUAGACGGGAAAACCCUGGAAAAUAUGAAGCCCUGGAAAAGAGAACUAGUACCAGGUCUACGUUCACCCUAGGAUCGUUGACACCUAGAUAUACCUCAACAGUAUCAGGAUAUAGCCCAGCGUCACUAAGGUAUAGCCCAGCGUCACCAGGGUAUAGCCCAGCGUCACCAGAAUAUACUCCAGCGUGUCAAGGAUCACCAGGAUAUGUCCCUGUGAAACAAUAUCCUUUCCUUCCUUCACCUGAUCACACCUUGACUCCACUUCAGGCUCUAUUUAUGAAUACCCCAGCGUCAUCAGGAUAUGCUCAGGUGACAUGCAGCCCUGCGUAUGAAGACUCCCAAUAUCCUUUAAAAGAGGAGUUGGGAGCACUGUCCGAAUUAACUGACUCUCUUGGAGUUGAUCUACUUCAAAGUUCCAUGCUUGUGAACUAUGUCCAAGAUUACUUGAAAAAAUGGAAGUAAAGAGAACUGGCAGUGAAAUAUCUUCUUUCUUUUUUUUUUUUUUUUUUUAUAUAUUUUGUACUGAUAAGUUGUGGUUCAUUUCAAUGUGUCCACGGAUCAUUUUAUCAUAUUACAUGUGAAAUCAUGUACAUUUACAAUUGAUAUUGAAAAAUUAAAACUUUAUUAAUAGACUAUAGAAUUUUUUGUUGUUGUUAUCGAUGUUGGUAUUGAAAGUUUUCUUUAUCGCAAUAAUUAAUGUCGAAACAAGAAACAAGUUGUGUAUUACUAUGUACUACUUACUAAUCCAAUAUGACAACACUCCCUCUUCGUUUACCAAGACUAGACUGAAAAAAUUUGAAAAAGUUUGGACUUUUUAUAGUAAUGAUAUCUCGGGUAGUUGUAGAACUAAACUGGAAUAAUUACAAGUAGAAAGCCAUGCAAGUGUUUAAUAAAAAAAAUAGUUACAAGCCAUUAUCUUAUGGGUACAGGCGGUCUUAGGAGAGGUGACCUCAGACGGCCCUAGAAGUCACGGUUGUCUUUAAAAUGCCCGCAGACGGCCCUAUUAAAGGUGCGCUCAGACGACCCUUUGAGAGGUGCCCUCAAACGGCCCUAAGAGGGGGUGCCCCCAGACGGCCCUAUGAGGGGUGACCAUAAAGUGCCCUCAGACUACCCCCCUUACUACUAAUGUCUCGCCAUUAUCUGUAGCACAGGAUUGCCAAAAUACAAGGAUUUUUAAAGGCGUCUUAUUUUUGCUUACUUGUUUAAAACUGUAUAGAGAGAAAUCCAAACACGCUUUUGCCACCUCUUGGAAGGUGUGUUUAAAAGAAAAUUUUCAGUUGACUUCAUGAAGAGAUACACCGCAGAAUACGAUAUAGCAUUGACGAAGUUCCGAGGUGACACUGAAAAGCUAGUCAGCACUCUGAGUUAUACCAAGGAUGUCAUAAUACACUGCUAUUCGGGCAGAUGUGGCAAGACCUGUGACGAACAUUCUCUCGUCUGCGGUACACCCGAAAGACACUGGACCAAAGACUACCUCCCAAACUAUGCCAGAACACUUAUCCAGACGGACGACGGUGAGUAAACCUUACGUCAGCUCAUAAACUUCCGAUUUAGCCUGUCAACACUGAUAGCUAUCAGAUAUAGGACCAACACUCAGAAUGCCGAGGGCCUACAUUGCGAGUAUUCAAAAUCCAACCCAAAGAAUGUUACCUGUUCUCGGAUCUUUGAGCCUCAUAUUUUCUCAUCUAUACCCCGGAUGAACCAUGGACCUGAAAUAUCGACUGCCCUCAAGUGUACUGCACUCGGUUCAUCAAUUACUGGGGACACUCGUAUUACGCCGCAACUGAAGAGGAUACAAGAGCUGUACGAACACAGCAAACAGAGGAAAAGAUCUAAGACCUAUGCACCAGGAGACAAGUGAGAGAGAAAUUCGAUCUAUAUUUCCAGAGAGGGACCGAGACUCAAACAGGGCAUGGGUGAUCCCCCUUACAACAGUGUAGCUUAAGGAGAAGUAAUGAAUACUCCUACAGUAAGCAGAAACAUGACUGUCUUGCCGUACAAUUUAAUGUCGAGUGAAAUUUGACAUACCUCUAUCUAACUCUCAAAAAGCCAAUCUGAAUAUCCGGGUGCUUCAGACAAACUUUGGGUAUUAAAUGUGUACAUGUGUGUCUUUCGUUAUUUAUGUGUGGUGCUUCUAAACUUAAAUGAAGUGAAUUAAUUAAUGACUGUUGUGACAUAUGUGUGAUACAUGUGUAUGAUGUGGAAUGUGUAAUGCAUUUGUAUGUGGCAUGUACAUGGGCCUUUGUGACAAUAAAAUUUUACAUGUACCCUCUGCAAAUGUUAUUUUAACUCUGCCAUAUAUACCCACUACCGCGUCUGUUUGUAGCUAAGUUAACAUCAUAAAAAUUACACCCCAACCCAUUGACCCUACCUCUAUCUACCUUCUCUAAUAAAACAACACAUUUCCUCUUCUCGCCACGUGGCAUCCAUUGUUUAAUAGCAUGUCUAUGUAAUAACCCAGACUCCCCAUUUCGAUUUUAAAAAGUACACCAAACACGUAUAUGUAAACAUUUACCUCCCGGAUUGCCUCGCUGCAGGUUGUACCACUCUAUUAACUUUGGUUAUAUGGUCUUACCAAAAUUACUCACCUUUGACCUGACCCUACCUUUGACCUGACCCUGCUUCCUUAAAGUAAACUUCUCAGAAAUUUUACUUUCAUAUCAUGUAGUACAGUUAUUAAUGAGCAUUUUCAUACCAAAAUUACAUACCCAGCAAGUUGUGAGUUUGUUUACAUUGAAGGUAACAAAAAAGACACCCAGCAAUCAGAAUAGCGCAGGUAAACUUCAAAGGAUCUUAGAUUUAGUUGUUAUGGUUUAAGUUAAUAUUAAAAAGAACGGAUAUAAAAUAUCCUUUUAAUUGUAAUAUGGAGAGAAAGAUCCCAUAUAUUUGGGAUACCAUUGAGGGACAAGACUUUGAAUUCCCCAAAACUCUUGCUGUAUGGCAUUUUUAUUGGACUUUACAAUUGUACACAUCCAUGUUUAUUCACUGAGACAGUGACUGUUUAUUCUAUCGUUCAGUCUAAUUAUUAAAUAAGUACAAUCCAAGGGGGGAAAUUCGAAAUAUUCCGAAUGAAUAGCCCAUCUUGUGGUCGUCGUCCACUUUGCAUUCAGCUUAAGCUCACCGUUCACCAAAUUCAGUUCAGCGUUCGCUCUGCGUGCGUUCACCGUUAGCUCUAACUAAAUGUAGAAUUUGCUAGAAAGUCUAGAAGGGAAUAGGUGGAAAGCUACUGAGUUCCGCCAGUUUUUCCUAUACACAGGGUAAUUUGUGUUAAAAGGUGUUUUAAAACAUAACUUGCACAACCAUGUAUGUGUCUUUGUGUAGCAAUAACCAUUCUUGUAAAUGAAGUCUUUGCUUUGCAUUAAUCAAAUCAUGCACAUCGUUUACUUUGCACGACAAUGUGGCAGAUUGUAUGAGGAGGAUUUUUAUGUCUAACAUACACACUCUCUUUUCCAUUUGAGAACUGAAGCUGAUGCAUUUUUGGCUCAUUAGAAAACUGACGAAAGUUAUGUUCCAUGCUUAUUCGUAUUUUGUACAUCAUUAAAAUAAUACAGUAUCAGCUCAGCGGAUUGAUGAUUGAUUGAUUACGGUCUUACACUGUGUUGGUAAUAUUUCAGCCAUUUUACGUCGGUAAAGUAUUUGAACAGUGUUUGGUUGUGAGUGUUUGAGUUUUCCCGACAACCCCCAAUUACCUAGCAGCUGAACUGUUGAUUGAGGUUUUACGCCGUUUUGGCCAUAUCUCAGCCAUUUCACGGCAAUUAACUAAUUGAAAUAUGUUUGGCACAAAACUGCGCAAGGUGAAGGCCUUGUAUUGUUGUAUUCCUGUCCGCUCACAAAUGUAAUAGAAGAAAUUUUCCAUUGUGUCCAAACAUACCUUCACAUAUUCAUUAAAGCCCCCAUACGAUCAAACAUCUCACAUUCUUUGAUGAUUCUUAAACAAGUAGAGUCUCCUGUAAAGAAGUUGUGUUCAUGGAGUUUGUAACAACUGCAGGAUUAACUAUCAAAUGGUGGAAAUGCUUAAUAUGUUAGAUCUAAGAUGGUGUGAUUUACCAUUCAUUUUAAAACUAACGUAUAAAAGGAGGGAAAACAAAUGCUGUGAUGACAUGUUCUGGGUAAAGGGAAUAAAGUUACUAAGCACAGCAGUAAAUGGGAUGCCAUAAGACUCUGAAGGUGACAUAAAAAGUGGUCUGAAGCUUGAAUUGUGGUCAUUGAUAAUAUAAGUGAGUAACUCCAUAUUUGCCACUCAGAUGCUAAAGUAAGAAAACAAAUCACUUUUUGUGACAAAAUUUAAUAAGAAAAUUUCUUUACGUACGAUGGAAAUCAUUAUUUGUUAAUUCACCACAGGGGGUCAUUUUAAUGAGAUGACAAAAUGAAUCCCGUGAUCCUAAACGUCUUCCCAACCAUGAAUAGAGAAGAAAUCUAAGAAUAUACAUAAAAAGAUAUUGUGAAAAACAAUGCGUAUUCACCAAAAGAUCAAAACUCAUUUUGCAAACUGAGGAACGUGAUAACAUGUCUUACUUUACUGAAUGUAAGACGAGGAGGGCACUGUUACAGAACUUAAUGGUGGUUUAAUUGUAAGUGGAUAAAUCACACGUCCAGAAAUGUGAUGAUUGUGACAUUGAAAAAAUGUCUUGUGAAAUUAAAUUAUCAUAUCGUCACUCUUCAACCCAGUUAGUAUCAGUAAUAGUUCCAGAGGGCCGCUGGCAGGGUCUAAGAUUUUUUCUUCUCAAUAAAAUUGUCAAGACAUGAUGUUUACUUCUUUAUUUGGUAUACCAUUUUGAAGAUUUCACUUAAACAAAUGAUCAGAAUAAAUAACAAUGAUAGGCAUUGAUCGUUUAUAAUGACUUUUGAGACGAUUCCCUCUCCUAUUCCUUAAACUUAAGUAGUCAGAUGGUACAAAUCGAAAUACUUGAAAAAUCCACAAAUGCUUGAGUUUUCAAUAUGGAAAAUUCCGUAAUAUGUUGUCAUGAUUUAUCAGAAUUUUAUCACUGCUUAAAGGACUAACUAGUUCUGUGUAUAUGAAACAAUGGAUUAUAACUUGGUGUAACCCGGGACUGCUUUAAGAAGGGCAUUUCUUUUCAAUUAUACUCUUAUUCAGAUCAAGAAUAUAAGUAUUUCAUAACUUGUGAGCGAUAAGGAGAGCGCAACAGCAACAAACCUUGUUGAUUCAAUUGUAUUUGUUGUUCAUUUUUCUGUUUUUAUUAGAUUUAAAAUGGCCAAUUUUGAAAAACCCCACAAUGAUAUACCCCAGCAAAAGUUCUGAGAAGAGGCAAUGCAACACCUUCUCUAUCCUCAAACUGCACGGAGAUGUCUUUUCCAGUGUUAAGCGUCUAAGCCAUUGCCAGAUCCUUGUGGAUACAAGGAGUUUAUAUAUGGGAAUCAUACCGCUCCCAAAUGAAGACUUCAAGUGGGCUGCUAUUUUGCAGUGCGAAGUUGCCAGGAAGAAGGGUCUUCAGCACUGGAUUAGGGACUUCCGCCGGAACUGCCAGUGUGACAUGACAGAAGAUUGGAUAGAUGAGAACCUGCCUUCUUUGGAUGGCAAGAAAUUUAUAAAAUCAAGAAAGUUUAAUCAGCCUAUGCUGCCGAACCAUCGCGCGACAUACGUCUGAAGACUGCCCCAAGUUUACAAAUUGUUCGCGAAAAUGCAGCAGAGAAAAAAGAGAAGAGAUGACUUCAACAAAAACCGAAAACUCGACUGUGUCUGUGACUGAAACACAGAUGAAGAAGGUGGAAGAAGCAGCUUUUUUCCCCACAUCUGCUGCAUCCGUUCCAGUUCAUGACAGGAAUUCUCACGAUGGAAAAAAAGAGAUGGAGCUUGAACAAACCGCUGUCCUGUGGAAGGCAGUCAGUCUUCUGAGACUGUUUCUAGAAUUUAUUUUAGGAGACUUGAUGAAAAAUCCUUUAAAAAUCCAUCAUCUAUGCAUCAAUCCUCUAAGUCAAGACAAAGGGAUAAUUUAAGAGGAACAAAUGUCCGACCACCAACACAGAUGGGGGAGUAUCCACUCUUUCUCCUGCAACAACUAGCGGUGAGAGUGCUACAUUUCGAAAACUUGUAUCGAAUAAAAGAACUUUAUCAGUGACAGUUAAUAUAGAGCAACCUUCAAGCAAAUCAAAUCUCUCAAUAUUCAGAAUACUGCUUGUUGUCCACUUGUCCCUCCUUAGGUAAAAAAGUCGGACCUCAUUGCACCCAGGAGCACAUGCCAGCAAUGUUCCAGAUGGUGUCAGCUGACUCUGAUGUUGACCAGUGUGUUCGAGCUUUAAGGUGGCUGAUCAGAGCUGCUCUUGGAGAACAAGCCACCUUAAAGGAUGCAGUCAACCAGGCAAAUAAAAUCCCCUCAACUAAUGCCUUAAAACCAUUACAUACAAAUUUAUUUCGUCAGGCCUGUCGUUUUCUGGAGAUAGCUGAGCGUUUAAAAAAAUCACACUUCACCCAGUGAAUUCCCCCCCAGCCGUUUUGGAGAUGCAUCAUGGUACUUUUGGACCAAUGUAACCCAUCUCAACAGGAGUUCAUACAGUUUAAAUCACCCAGUACUUCCACUUCAUCUAGUGCUCUUGUGAGUGUUCAACAUGAUUCAGACUCGGAAUUGCCAUCAGAUCUGGAAGAGUACAUUUUUUUCAAUAUGAUGUGUGUAUGCCAGUUUGUUUUAAUUGUAAUACUAGUAGUAAAAGAAAUUUCAAUGGAAAUUCUAAGUUCUAGAUUUAGCGAAUGGUGUCUUAACCGGCAGUUGCAGUGUUUAGAUUUCGAUAUUUGUUUCAUGUAUAUAUUUAAGUUCUUUUACUGGAGAUAAUUUUUUACACUGUUCUAACCAGUGCCUCUACCCAGGCAAUUAGUUUAGUUGUAGUAAUCAAGUAUAUGCAUACCACGCUUUGUGCCAUAUAUGUUAACAAUACUUCUUCCUCAAUUCAGGAUUUUAGGAAUUCUGAAGUCUAAGUCAGUUAGGGGGCGAAAUUUGAUAUGAUAAUGCUGUAAGUGAUGCGGACAAAAUAUUGAUUCACUUAAAAAUCACAGUCACGGUUUCCAGUGGCGUAGGUAGGUUUGAAAUAUUUGUAAGCAGGGGGUCUGGAAGGCGGCAGCCCCCAGAAGCUGAGGACAUUUGUCGUAAUAUGUAAUGAAAAUUUAACGAAAAUAUUUGUAAGCACGUGCAUACCGUGUAGCUACCCACUUGCUUCUUUAUAAAACAUUUCAAAUUGAUUGGUAUCGUGUGUGCUGAGAAAUAUUGCUGGUACAGUAUUUGUUCUUUUUCCAUAUCACCCAUCACAUGAAUAUGAUGGACGGUCCCUGUUUUGUCUUAUCAUUGUUUAACUUUAUUCAGAGGUGCAAUUCAAAUGAAAUAGCACCAUCCUGUUUUUGUAGUAAACUAUAGUUCUUCUUUUCCAGAACUACUAACCUUGAACAAACUUUCAACAAAGUAUCUUUAGGCGAAGCCAAUUCAAGUUUGUUGAAAUACGGGGUCACGUCCAUUUUACAGGGGAUAUUUUGUAAUAGAAUGUUAUGGAGCUCCGUUGACAUAAACCAAAUAAUUGAACAUAUCUUAAAUUAUUUGAAGAUAUCAUCAGUUCAUUUGAUGCGCGCAACAAUUCAAUAUUAAAUAUCUCCUCAAAUCAUUAAUUUAGUAUAAAUUUUGAAUUAUUUCGCGCAUUAUUAUUGCUCUCUUUAAAUGAAUUGAUGAUAUCAACAAUUGAAAUUCAUGUGCGCUGCAAUUUAAUUGAAGAGAACAAUAAUUCAGCACAUUGAUCGAAUUGAUGCGUGCAGUAAUUGAAUUAUUGCUCCAUUCCAUUGAUAUAGCGACAUCAUUAAUUCAUAUUAUGCGAGCAAUAAUAUUUUUAGAGACAUAUGAUUACAGGUACAUACAUCUUCGAUUCAACAUAUUCACAAUUGACUCAAUUAUCUUUUUAUAUUGAAUUGUUGUUCCGCGCAUUAAUACAAAAGCGUCAUACAUACGUUUAAGAUAUCUAUCUUCAAUUAAAUCAAAGAGAUCAUCAAAUAAUUUAUAUCGACCUCUAAAUUAAUUCCUGCGAGCAAUAUCACCACCAAAAUGAUCCUCUUAUCAAUUGAAUUAACGAGAGCAAUGAUUGAAUUAAUGCGCGCAUCAAAUCAUUUCUUCUUAUCAGUUCAAUAUAUACGCGCAUUAAUUCAAUUGAUGAGAGCAAUAAUUGAAUAGAUGAUAUUUUAAAUUAAUUAAAGAUAUCUUCAACUGUUUAAGUUUAUGUCCAUUUGGUGCUCCAUAGACUCAUACAGCUUAGAACUACAUUGCAGACUUAUAAAUCGUGUCCUACAGAACCAGAUAAAUGGGACGAUUUUAAUCCAUUUUCAGCACACCAAACGUUUUGUGGUAGUUCUUCACAUUACCAUGACAAGGCGAUAUCUAAAUGUGUUACCAUAAAGCUUCUAUUUUAUUGGACAAACCACAUAGCGGUUUUUGUAUAGUACAGUACCAACCUGACAGAAAGCAGUCCCAGUAAACAAACCGAAAAGCAGUCCCAGCAGUCCCCCAUCAUAGGUAACACAAUGUACUCUCUUUGUAAACGAGUUCAUAGUGAAAGGAGGAUUUCUCAGCAUAAGAAAACAUGUUCUGGAACUUUGAAAUCCACUGAAUACCCAACUUCAUUCAAUAUUUCACUCCUGGAGAAUAUGGAAGAAUUUUCUGAUGAUUAUAGAUUGGAGAUUUUGGAGGGUUUUCAUGAAAAUGAGGUUUGGAAACUAAUCCGAAAUUAUUCUUAGAGCAAGCAAUUUGGAUUUCGCAGUUACCAGAGUUCUAUGGGUGCUGAUAGAAUGACAGAGAAAAGAAAAUCUCUUAUGUUAAAGGACCUGACCAUCUCUCUAGAAUUCAGUUGAAUUAUAUCUGAAAAAAUCGGAAUCAUGCUUUUAACUCCAGCAGUGAAAUGUCCAAAACACGACAAUGUAAAACGAGGUAAAUAGUGGCCUUAAUACGUCUGAAGAGUCAAUUUAUAACAGUGUUGUCAGUUUUCUGGCCAUCAUUCUUCGCAACUGCUGAUUAAUGGGUUUUAAGAAAGCGGUCGCCUGGUUUGCAAUGACAUGUAAAACUGCCUAAAAUAACCUUGAAUAUUCACAAAAGAAACUAUUGAAACAGAUGUUUACCAGAGUAUAGAAAUAAAAGAAUUUUGCCAGUAAAGAGAUGCUGUUUUUAAUUCGAGGCAAGCUACUGACAAACAAGUUGAUGGUACAGGGGUUUCAACAGUCUCCAUUGAAGUCAGCAUUUCGCAAAUUCUAUGGUCGUUAUAACGAUCUAGUUCGUCAAUAAAACCUAUCAUUGGGCAAAUGCUGUCUGUUUAUUUUAUAAGUACUGUUAAUUAUUCAUUUUAUAAAUUUUAUUGAAACAAUGGUUGGUUCUUUACUUUUCCCUGUCAAUGAUACACAGUGUUGUACAGGGUUACUGUGCUGGCUUUUCUGUUACUCGCCUGCUCUAUACGAACAGCUGAGUUAAAUACCUGUUGAUAGAUUCUGAUAACAAACCAAUUAAAUUAUGUUUAAAAUAAGCAGUGACGGUCAUACAGUAACUGCAUGAAAUUCCUUCGUAUUUGGGGCUUUAAGAAACGAAAUCAAAACUUUUGUUUCAAGAACUCAAAGACAAUAGAACACAACCACGUGUGCCUACAUUUCCACCUAAGUCACAAUAUUACACAAGUACAUAAAUCAUCUUCCGCCUACAGAAGUAUUCAGAUUACUACUCGCCGACAUACAUGUUGUUAAUCAUCUCAAUUAAAUCAAGAAAAAAAGGUAAUAGAGCAAACCAGACGGUUCCGUUUACGGUGUAUGGAAACGAACAGUGGACCUCUAUUAUACUGUGGAACUUCGUGUCUCCAGAUUAUUUGCCGAUGUACAAGUUGUUUUUCAUCUCGUAAUUAAAUUCAGAAGAAUAAAGGUUGUGUGUACGAUGUAUGGAAACACUUUUAUUCUUAUAUUGUGUAACUUUGUCUCAAUACGUUGAUUCAGUAUUCGUUGCUUCAUAUUUAUACGUGAUCCUCACAAUGUGUGAUAAAUGAUUUACAAAAUCAAAAUAGCUCACACUAAAUAUUUGUCGAUAUAACAGAGAAGUUGUAAUUCGCCGACAUGCAUUGUACUGUUCCACUCAGUCCACUAACCUGUCCAUUAUACAAUUUGAGGAAUUCGGUGACUGUCAUGAAAUAUCGAUAGAGACUUCUACAAUAACCCAGAGCAGUACAAGUGGCGGGAAUGUGCACGUCUCUUAUAUAACCUUCAGCGGCCAUAACAAGAUUACACUGACAUCGCCCUCAAGUAAAAUGUACAGAGCUGAAUUAAAUAGGCAUUAAAACCUACUUACUCACCCACUAAUAUAACAUCAAAAUAAUACCGACUCGCAAAAUUCCCCACAUUUAUUUCCUCUUAAAAUGUAUGCCCUAGUAUAUCGCUUAAAGGAAAAUCUCCCCUAAUAAUGCAGAGAGUUUUUUCCCUCAUCAUUAGAC
Messenger RNA from Ostrea edulis (European flat oyster), 10835 nucleotides. Its product is annotated as DNA-directed RNA polymerase II subunit RPB1-like. The transcript is spliced from 2 exons. The record is from RefSeq and is a predicted model, not a curated record. The coding region runs from base 324 to 854 and encodes 176 amino acids. NCBI's taxonomy places the organism in Eukaryota, Metazoa, Mollusca, Bivalvia, Ostreida, Ostreidae.